AUGGCAAGAUCACCAAGAGGUAGGAACCUCCAAGCUCGUCAACGUAGGUCAGCUUCUUCAGAUGUGCCCUUGUGCUCCUGGAAGACGGAAGGAACAAACAAAGGAAAUGAUAUGUCAGUGACCUCUGAGAAGAAUGAAUGGAAAGGAGCCACUUGCCCAGUUUGCUUGGAGCAUCCACAUGAUGCUGUCCUCCUCCUGUGUACCUCUCACCACAAGGGCUGCCGACCAUAUAUGUGUGGUACCAACUACCGUCAUUCUAACUGCCUUGAACACUUUAAAGAAGCUUACGCAAAGGAAAAAAUGGCUCUUGGUGUUUCGGCUGAGUCUGCACUUGGCCUUCCAUUAUCCUCGAGCACACUGCCAUCAAGCAAGCAGCCAUGUGUAAUGGAACUUGCCUGCCCUCUCUGCCGUGGAGAGGUUAAAGGAUGGACUGUGGUUGAACCUGCGCGUCAGUAUCUGAACCGGAAAAGGAGAACUUGCAUGCAUGAUGGGUGCUCAUUCCAUGGCUCGUAUAAGGAGCUUUGCAAGCAUGUGAAGUCGAAGCACCCUUCAGCGAAACCUCGUGAAGUUGAUCCUGCUACUGCAGAUGAGUGGAAAAGGUUUGAAUGUGAGAGAGAGCGGCAGGAUGCCAUCAGCACUAUCAGGUCCAUGAACCCAGGAGCUGUGAUCAUGGGGGAUUAUGUUCUUGAGUUGAAUGGUGGUGGCAACAACCAUUUGCCCUCGGAUGGAGAUAACUUCGACUUGGAGGAAAGGCUCAACUUCUUCACAUCCUUAGAUCGUACUUUGAAUGAGCGAAUUGACUUGUAUGACUCGUCAGAUAGUUUGGAUGAGGGGUUUGACUUCUUGGCAUCCCUGUUUACGCAUGGCAGGAGAAUCUCUACUGGAGGUCCAUUUAGCAGGGCUUAUAGAAGACAUAGGGAGAGGCCUAGACGUUCAACGAAUUCUGUUGAUGCUUCUGACAUUCAGCAUGAGUCAAUUCAGCAUGAGUCAGUUAGCACUCAAAGGGGACAGCGUGCUGUUCGGGCUAUAGGCAGAACUUCACGGCGGCACCAUCCUAUGGUGGCUCAUAUAAGGCCUACACGAGGCAGCUGA
Messenger RNA from Miscanthus lutarioriparius, 1092 nucleotides. The record is from the annotation of a GenBank genome assembly. NCBI's taxonomy places the organism in Eukaryota, Viridiplantae, Streptophyta, Magnoliopsida, Poales, Poaceae.